Messenger RNA from Phragmites australis (common reed), 3529 nucleotides. RefSeq lists its product as uncharacterized. Lineage: Eukaryota; Viridiplantae; Streptophyta; Magnoliopsida; Poales; Poaceae. The coding region runs from base 809 to 3154 and encodes 781 amino acids. The transcript has 10 exons. Gene Ontology annotation, molecular function: DNA-binding transcription factor activity; protein dimerization activity. The record is from RefSeq and is a predicted model, not a curated record. Gene Ontology annotation, biological process: regulation of DNA-templated transcription.
UCGGCCGCCCAUUUCUAUGGCUAGUUUCCGGUUGUUACUGUGUUAGCUUUUCUUGUUCAUGGUUCUUCCGGUUGCCUACUUCAUGUUAGAGUGCCAUUAGGUUUACCCUCUUCUUGCUUGGCCGAAAAUAUGUAUGGGUUGUUGAACUUCUUAGCUUCUUCCUUCAUUUUCGUUGAGCCACUCUGUUCUACUUACAGUCAGCACUCUGUUUCGUUUCCCCUAAAUUAGCUGUAAGGCACUAAGGCUUGGAUGCCGGACAUGACACUGUUAUUCCGUAAUGGAAAAGGGGUUUCCCCGUGUUAUAAAAAAGGUUUACCCUCUUCCUUUCUCUCCCGAGAAAUGCGAGAUCACAGGGGUUCAGAGUCCAACCCAUCCAUAGUAUAUUCAGCAAGAAGUAGUAAUCAAAGUGCAAGUAGUCUACCGUGCCCUGUGUAGAAUCGCAACAAAAGUAUUGCAAGAACAUAGUAUCUGAUACUCUUUUGUGUUCUUUUUGUCAGAAGUUUGCAUCAAAAUCCCAGCUUUUUUCCCACAUCAUUUCCAUAAGAUACAAUGAACACGAAAGAAACCUGUGCCCAGUACUAAUCAAAAGAAGGGUCUGCACAAUUGCAGUAACUAAUUUGUUUCAUUGCAUUUGGGAAGGGGGACAUGACCAAGUUUGAACUUUGCCGAAUGAUAGGAUGUGGCAGCCAAAAGCUGACUCCUUAUCUUUUUUGAGCAAAACACUGUGAUCCCAUCAAAAUUGACAGGAAGGUUGCUUACAUUGGGGGAGAGGUACUGUGAAGAUGAGGCUAUAACAGUGGUUGAGAAGAUGCUUCAUCAAGUUCAUAUUGUUGGGGAAGGCGUCAUAGGGGAAGGUCUAGUAAGUGGAGAGUGUCAAUGGAUUUUCGAUGAUACUUGCCACACGUUGAAUCAGAGAAGCCAUGCAGAUAACCGAGACUUAUUCAAGGGCUAUACUUGGUGGCAGUAUCAGUUCCUGAAUGGAAUCAAGACUAUUGCAGUUUUACCUCUUCAAUUGCAGGGACUAGUGCAAUUUGGUUCCAUUCGAAAGGUUCCCAGGAACUUGGAUUUUUGCAAUCAGGUCAGAAACAUAUUUGCUCAGAUGAAGAACCCUUCAAGGGACCAUGAGUAUACCCAAAAAAAUUCUCUUGCAUAUGGUCAGCAACCUAUCCUCACUUCCUUGAGAUCUACGAAUGAGAAACUUAAAGAGAAUAUAGAGAGAACAGAAUCUCUAAGAAGUUCAAUCUGUUCUCCAAGCAAUUCACAGAGAUCUUUAAAUGAUUUAACCUCCCAUGGUACUGGCAACACCAGUAUGAAUGCUCAUAUAUUGGCCAUGCCUGUAAACUCCAUGUCUAUAUAUGAGCUCAAAGGAUUUGAUAACAUCACCGACUUCUUUCAUCAGAAUGUUGAUGCCAGAACUCCAUUGCAAGUUAACUCUAGCAAAGAGCCUGAUUCUAUUAUUGCCAGUGUAAUGUCGGCAUACAAAAGUUCGAACAAUCUUCAUAGGACAAAGGAGUCAUCUGAUCAGAAAAUGCCAGCAUAUCCCCCAUACUUUUACACUAGCACCAACUCUCCAAAUUCUGGUCUUGAUGAACUUCGUUAUUCUGGUGCCGGUUUCUCAUCAUCGUUUACAGAAGUAUCUGGAAAAGCCAAAAAUUGCCUCCAAACUGAGAGUGAGAAAUUUCUAUGUAAAUCUAUAUCAUUUAGCAGCAACCCUUGUGUUUCUGAAACACAAGAAAAUUGCAUCAUGCCACACCAUGUCCUUGAGCAUGAACAAUAUCUGAUACCUGAUCCUGGAGAAUGUCCGAGUCUGCUCUCACCUGAAGAAUCUUUUGUCGUUCAAAGUGACUUAAUGCAAUUGAAGGAUACUACCCACUUUACAUGCCAGGUCAAUAGUACAUUUCCUGAAUUAUCAAAUAGAACACCUGAAGAAGCUACUGCAGGAACAUCAGACAAUGACAUGAAGGAAUGUAGUGGAAAUAACUGUCUGCUAGAAAGUAUGAUGCUUGAUCUUAGCACUAACAGCUUUGUGCAAGAUUGGUGGGAUGACAGCGUUCUACUGGCAGGAAACCUUCCAAAUUUUGGCGACACACACUCGGAGUCUGUUACAGAACUGGCUAAUAAGCAUUCAUGGUCAGCUGGAGAGAGAGACUUGCCUUCCAUAUCUGUUGUUGAACAGUUACUUGGUGGUGGCGCGCAUACACCCGUGGAACGUAGUCCACUUGUGGCUGAAGCUAGUGCUUUGGCUGGCUGUGUUUCAGAUUAUAAGUUGCCUCAGUUUGCUUUUCGAGACUGUUUAACAGCAUACAAUGCACAAGUCCCGUCAUUGGCCUCCAGUAGCUAUGCAGCCGGAAAUGCCGAAAAUGGCUCUUCAAAGGCAACUUCGGUGCCACCAGCAAACAUAUCUGUGGAUGACAGCUGCAGUAUUAACACAGUGAAUUCCAAGGGCAGUCAGUCGAACUAUCCUGAGGGAAUGAAGGUUGCCAAGAAAAGAGCUAGAUCCGGUGAGAGCACCCGGCCUAGACCAAAAGACCGACAACUGAUACAAGAUCGUGUCAAAGAAUUGCGAGAGAUUGUCCCCAAUAGUGCAAAGUGUAGCAUUGAUGCUUUGUUGGACCGUACAAUUAAGCAUAUGCUGUUUCUACAAGGUGUAACCAAGUAUGCAGAGAAAAUUAAGCAAGCCGAUGAACCAAAGAUGAUCGAAAAAGAGAGCGGCGUCAUCUUGAAAGACAACCCGAAUGCUGGCAAAAAUGGUGGUGCGACAUGGGCCUACGAGGUUGCUGGCCAAACCAUGGUUUUCCCAAUAAUCAUCGAGGAUCUUUCGCCACCUGGUCAGAUGCUUGUCGAGAUGCUUUGUGAGGAACGUGGGUUCUUCCUAGAGAUAGCUGACAACAUACGUGGAUUCGGUCUGAUGAUCUUGAAAGGGUUGAUGGAGCUCCGUGAUAGUAAGAUAUGGGCACGGUUUCUUGUUGAGGCAACCAGAGACGUCACGAGGAUGGAUAUAUUUUUAUCACUAGUUCAGUUGCUAGAGCAGAACAGCCUCGUCCGAUGUACUGAGCCGAUGACUAAGGUCAUGAACAACGGGGUUUCAUCCUUCGCAGGCCAUCAGCUGCCUCCGCUCUCGAUUCCGGUCGGCAUCGCUGAGAGACUACAGUGACUGCAAAUGUUUCGAAAUAGAUAGAAUUAGGCUACUCGACUAGUCGGGCUGAUGGCAUAUUUGGUAGCCAGGACUCCAUGCAUUAGACAGAGCCUAGUGUUGACACUCGACAGUCUGACUGCUGCCAGAAACGCCAGUAUCAGGAAUGUGGCUGAUGCAAACGUGAGUUGCCACUGCCCUGCACUCCUAAUGACGACUCGGGGAUAGCCAGUUGAUACCGGUGUUUCUGUGUGCAGUGCUGUAUCGUUCGCUUGUGAGUGGACUCUUGACUGUGUUUUCUAGUCGGCAUCUCUUGACUCUGAACAUCUGUAGUAACUGGAGUUGGCUACUAGAGUGUACAUAUUCAACGCAUUCUAGAUGCAACAAUUGCAAGGA